Ilex paraguariensis (yerba mate) is the source of this 834-nucleotide messenger RNA. Lineage: Eukaryota; Viridiplantae; Streptophyta; Magnoliopsida; Aquifoliales; Aquifoliaceae. The record is from the annotation of a GenBank genome assembly.
UUCCCUCACAGUCUAUCCUCAAUUCCUCGUUAAUAUCUCUCUCCUCCACAGUCCGUGCUUAUAUCAAGUAAACAAGAAGUACUGAUAAAAAAUAACACCCAGAAUCUGAUAUGGGAAAUAUCAUCUGUUGUUACUCUUUGGGGCCCCAGCCACGGGCCGCGAAGCUCAUUGACGUUCACGGAAAUUUACGACUUAUUAAGGUCCCAAUAACUGUCGCCGAGCUCAUGCUCGAAGAACCAGGCCACGUGAUUUCUCCGGUCGAAGUUCUCCGGCGAACUAGUCGGUUUGAGGCCAUGAAAGCCGAUGAAGAACUAUCUUCCGGAAAGCUUUACAUGUUGGUUCCCGCAAAUAGGAUUCACUGUUUGCUGUCGGAAUCGGAAAUGGCGCUUGUAAAAUUUUCUUGUGAGAAAAAGAAGGCGAAACGACGUAGUUCUAAGAUUUUGCCGGCAUUGACCCAGGAAGGCGGUGAGAAGGGUGAGGGAUCCAACGAUCCGGUACCGGUUUUGGGUGGGGAAAAUUCCGGUUUACCAUGUUACCGAUUGAGACAGUGGAGGCCCGCUCUUGAGCCCAUUUCAGAGGGGGCUUGAGAAACGUUUCUUUAUUAUUAUUUGUUUUCGGGAUUCGGAUAGUUUUCAAAUAUUCCACGUGGUGUUCUUUAUAUAUGAUAUGCCACGACAGGUGGGACCAAAGGUCAUCUGACAUGGCAAGGCAGUGGGACCAGGUCCAUAUAUUUUUUCUUAGAAUAUGUGAUUAGGAUCUCUUUGGAUUGCAGAAGCUGUACAACUGAAAUUCUUACCCUGAAAUUAUACCCAUUCAUUCUUCCCUAUUAGCACC